Molecule: messenger RNA, 1967 nt
Organism: Dinoponera quadriceps
Lineage: Eukaryota; Metazoa; Arthropoda; Insecta; Hymenoptera; Formicidae
Product: protein disulfide-isomerase A5
Exons: 6
Coding region: 31-1011 (326 amino acids)
Source: RefSeq, a predicted model, not a curated record
UCUCUCUGCACUCCUCUCACUUAUUAUUCUAUGGUUAUACACGAGUCGAGUUUGACGUGUACCAGUUCGCCGGUGAACGAAUUUCGUGCAUCAUCAUCCGUCUCGAGGAAGUUAACAAUGUUACAAAUAGCGCUUUUAAUCGCAACAUGCAUUUUUUCCGGCGCGUACUCUGCAAGUCUUGAGACGGUGCACGAUGAUGAACUUCUGAACCUCAUCAAGACUGAAAAAUAUGUCGUCGUCCUAUUCACAAGGAAGGAUUCUCCAGAAUGUGAAAACUAUGUGAAUCAAUUGAUCCACUUGCGGGAAGACUUGGUUGAUUCCUUGUCGGCAUGGAUCGUAAAGGCUGUCGACAGUCAAUUGUUACAACUGUACAGCACCGACAAAGAGCCGAUCCUACUUUUCUUCAGACAUGGGCUUCCAUUGUUAUAUGAUGGACGUUUGAACGACGACGAUAUAUUAACUAUGUUUACGGAAAAUAAAGUACCUGCGGUGAAGGAACUCACAGACGAUACAUUUGAGCAUUUAACUCAAGCGAGUAGCGGCGCUACAACCGGCGAUUGGUUUGUCAUGUUUUACAGCACAGACUGCGUACAAUGCUUGCGUAUGAUCGCAAGAUGGGAGACAGUCGCCGCAAAGCUCAAGCAGAGAGUGAACGUAGCGCUUAUCAAUAAAUCCACAACUGGAGCUUCCACAGCCAGGAGAUUUAAUGUUUAUGACACUCCGCAAUUUAUAUUCUUCAGACAUGGCAAGAUGUACCGGUACGAGACAGGAAGGCAUGAUAUCAAUUCCCUCGUCUCGUUCGCCAAAGAGUGGUACAAAAAUGUGAAAGCAGAGAAAGUGCCCGUGCCUCAAAGUCCCUUCGAUAAUCUCACGCAAAUCAUCGCCAACUUUCUCCUCGAUAAUCCAUGGGUACUCAAGCUAGGCAGCAUUUGUAUCGGGGUGUUUGUUGUUAUUACAGUUGCAUCGAAAUUCCGGCAAAAACCCGAGGCUCCGCAGAAGAAGGAGAAGUAAAUCUACCGCGUUUGCCAAAGAUAUACGAACGUUUCUCUAUAUAUAUAUAUUCCGGUUACUAUCUCUACAGUGGUAAAAGAUAGUAUUUUCGAUUGUACGUUAGAUUAUUGCAUGUAAAAUGUCCAAGAAACCUUUAAACUUGACACGUUGGUUGCUCGAUCCCGAUUUAGAGAGACGACACUUCUCCAGUCGUACAAACACAACAAAAUUGUACCUUCUACAAGCUGCGAGUCGAAAGAAUCGAAAUAGUGUUCAUUACAUAGGUAAUUUUAUACUCGUUUUAUAUAGAUCGAAUGUAUCACCGGGGUACACACACGCCUUCCCCUCGAAUAUUUUGCGCCAAAUGUAUUCACUGGCGACACAUUGGCAGCUGACGUGUUGAUGAUACGCAUUUUCGCAUAAAUCUAUAUUUCUACCCUCAAAGGAAGCUUCUCAAGUUCUGAAUUUUAAAUAAUCGAAACAUUCAAUUGCUCAAACGGGAGUGUGCGGUAGAUGACAUCUCUCGAUUAAGCGCAUGUAACGUUCUCGAAGUUACCCUAACAUCGAUGAGCAAAAAAACGCCGACGCAUUUCAUGUGUAACAAUCUAAUGCACAAAUAUACUUGUAUUAACCUCGGCACGAUAAAAUAGAUAUAUUUUUUACUCAGGGUGUAUCUAGACGUACAUCUGAAUAGGAGACUCGCGUAACGAUAAUAAGCGGUAUUCGCGAAAGGAGAAGCGACAUUUACUGAAGUUACUUAACUAGACACAAGCUAACAUCCGCUUUGCCGAAAGAAAAAGAAAGGGGAUUUUUAUUGUCAAGCUAUUGCGCGCAAUGCAUCCCGUCGAUUGCAUAUGUGAUAGUGCGUUACUUCUAUUGCUUCGGAUAUUAUUGUUAGUGUAACUCUAUUCGAUACAAUUUUUGUAAUGAUUGCAAUAUACGAAGGACUUGUAAAUAAAUUAUAUCAUACAAAAUUA